AUGAAUGCACCCAGUGACGAGUCACGCGAGCUUGAAGAUCGCCACGUGGCAGUCUCGCUGGCAUCGCAUUCGGAGACGUCGUCGCUGACGGACCCCCUGCUGACGCGUCGCGAGCCCUCCCCUCGCUCUGCUCGGAAGUCGCUCAUUGCCACGCAGAUGGGCCUGGUCGGAGCCCACAUGCACCCCCAGUUCGUGGUCUCUCUGGGAGACAACUUCCUCGAGCUCGGCCUGCCAGACGUGAAUGCGCCACAGUUCGCCCAGUCCUUCACCAACAUCUACACCCACCGCAGCUUGCAGAUCCCCUGGUAUGCAGUUCUGGGAAACCAUGACUACUAUGGGAAUGUGCUAGCCCAGCUGCACCCAGCACUGGCCAAUCGCGACCCUCGGUGGACCUGCCGUCGCAGCAUGGCCCUCUCGCUCCCUAUCUGCGCCGAGAUGGAUGAACAGAGCGUUGACCACGUUGACCCCGUUGACUCAGCUGGUCAGGGCGUUGACCGUGUUGACUCUGGAGGAGGACAGGGCGUUGACUGCGUUGACUUUGUUGACCUGUUUCUGUACGACUCAAUGCCGCUGAUCCCCGCAUACCGGCACAAGGAGGGCCGGCGGGUGGACUGGCGGGGCCUCAACACGGGCAACUGGAGCCGGCAGGAGGAGGCACAGCUGCAGGAGCUGGAGGGGUGGCUGAGCAACUCGCAGGCGCGGUGGAAGGUGGUGGGGGCGCACCACCCGGUGUUCAGCUAUGGCAAGCAUGGGGACCAGCCCGAGAUGGUGGAAAGGAUUAAGCCCCUGUUAGAGAAGUACGGUGUAGACGUGUACAUCAACGGUCACGAUCACAACAUGCAGCACAUAAAAAAGGAUGAGAGUCCCGUUCACUAUUUCACGGUGGGUGGGGGAUCCAAGGCGUGGCGAGGCGAUGCUCCCCCUGUCGCCCCAGGCCUGCGGUUCUUCUUUCCUGGGCAGGGCUUCAGUUCUCUGGAGGUUUCCAGGAACUCACUGACCGUUAACUUUUAUGGUGUUUUUGGAGAGCUCAUGUACUCCACCACGCUCAACAAAUGA
This is a messenger RNA of Closterium sp. NIES-65, 1056 nucleotides long. Lineage: Eukaryota; Viridiplantae; Streptophyta; Zygnematophyceae; Desmidiales; Closteriaceae. The record is from the annotation of a GenBank genome assembly.